AUGCCUGUAAACACAUUUAUUCGAUGGGAUUAUGUAAUGGACAUUUUAACCCAUUACAGUGUGAAUAAAAGUUUUAUGGAAGCAUUUAAACAUACUCCUAAUAAUGAAAAGGUAAAACUCUGUAUGCAAAAUGAAUUCAUCAGGAGCUUUUUGGAAAAAUGGUUGGAUGAACCAAAGUUUAAUGCCAGUCUAAAAAACUCAACCAAAUCCAAAGAGACACGGCUGGCGGCUAAUGAAGAGUUCAAAAUGAAUCGCCUGGAGUUGUGCUGUAAGCUAUACACUAAAGCGGCUCAGUUUGCACCGUAUAAAAGUAUAGAAUUAGCAUUAGCGUUUUCUAACCGUUCAGCUGUAUACCUGAGGCUAAACAAAUAUCAAGAGUGUUUAAAAGAUAUUGAAGCCAGUCUAAAUAUAUUGGAAAAUUCAGAAAUUAAUGAACAAGACGUUCACAAAGGACAAUUAAUUGUGAAAUUGUUAAAACGUAAAAUUGAAUGUUUUAUGGCUUUGAAACAAUUUAAAACUGCUAAAACUAACUGGAAAAAUAUAUUAGAACUAUCAAAGAAUGUUUAUAAAAUACCCUUAGAAGAUCAAUUUAUAAAAAAAUGCAAAAUUUUGUCUGAUUGUGAUAAAAAUAAUUCUAACAACGUAGAUAUUGUUGAAAAUGCUGAUGAGACGCUUACGGAAGAUCUAAUAAAAAAAAAACUGGAUACAAAUAAAAUAACUCUUCCAUUUAGGUCUCCCAAAAUGGAGUUAUGUUAUUCCGAAGCUAAAGGAAGAUAUUUUGUUGCUUCAACAAAAAUAGAAUAUGGAGAACUUUUAAUAUUUGAAAAUCCAUUUGCAUUUGUGCUACUACCAGAAUAUUACAAUUCAUUUUGUUACAACUGUUGUGUACCAUUAAAAUAUUAUUCUAUACCAUGUGAUAAUUGUUGCACUAUUUUGUUUUGUGGUGAUAAGUGUCUUCAAGAAGCAAGGAAUUCAUAUCAUCGUUGGGAAUGUAAAAAAGGAACAUCAAUUUUCAAAUGUAUUGGCAUUGCCCAUCUUGCAUUACGUUUGACAAUAGAAACUUCUCAAGCAAACAGCAAUAAUGAUCAAAUUUAUAAUCUAUUAACACAUAUUGAUGAUUUAAAAUCAUUAGAAUUAUACCAAUACAGUCUGACUGCCACUCUUUUGCUUAUAUACUUGCAAAAAAAAACCGAUUUCUUUGAAAAACAUCCAAAUCUUGUGAUGGAUUCAGUGGGCAAUGAAUUACUACACCAUAUGACAAGAUUAGUAUGUAAUGGAAAUGCUAUUUCCACUCAUAUGUUGUCAGAUUAUGACUCUGGAUCUCAUACUUCAAUUAUUGACGAAUCUCAACCGCGUAUUGGAACAGCUAUUUUUCCUACUUCAAGUUUAUUAAAUCAUUCAUGCAACCCAAAUAUAUUUUCAAGUAAUAUACUGAAGUAUGUUGUCAUUAAAGCUUCACGAGAUAUAAGCGAAGGAGAAGAAAUUACUAAUUGCUAUGGGCCUAACUUUCUACGGAUGCGAUUAGUUGACAGACAGGCUUCAUUGAAAAAUCAAUAUCAUUUUGAUUGUGAAUGUGAUACGUGCUUGGAUCCUCAAACAGAUGAUUUAUUUUUUAAAUCAUUCGAGAGACUUGUAUGUUUGCGAUGUCACAAUGAAAUUCCAGCAACUUUGUCAGAUUUAGAUGUUAAUGAAACUGUGUAUUGCGGUUUAUGCUGUGUACGAAUUAGAACAUUAGAUUAUAAAAGAAACUUACUUAAAGCCGACAAAACUUAUAAUAAAGGAAUGAAACAACUCAAAGCAAGUAAUGUUUUACACGCAAUAAAUGUUCUUUCUGAGAGCUUAAGACUUUAUAAUAUCAUUUUGAACCAAAAUAACUCAAAUAUUGCAAAAUGUGAAGAUAGUAUUGCAAAAUGUUAUGCUUUAGCUGGAGAUUUUGAGAAUUGUUGUAUAUAUUUAGAUAUAAGUUCUAAAGCAAUAGAAAAUCGUUUUGGUAAAAAUAGUUUAGAAGUUGCUUAUGAAUUGGAUAAAAUGACAGAUAUAAUGGUCAAAAACCUAGACAUGAGAAAUGAUCGGAAUUUAAUUCAUAAAGCAUUAAAACAUGUCCGGAGGUCAAUGGAAAUAUUUGAUGCCAAGUUGUCUGCGUGGGAUAUUCCGUAUAGUGGUAUAGAAAAUAUCAAACAUAAAGAAAAUAUAUUGUUACAAUUCUUGGAAGGUAGGUUUUGA
Macrosiphum euphorbiae (potato aphid) is the source of this 2223-nucleotide messenger RNA. The record is from the annotation of a GenBank genome assembly. NCBI's taxonomy places the organism in Eukaryota, Metazoa, Arthropoda, Insecta, Hemiptera, Aphididae.